AUGUUCGUCCAACUGCGCCGUAUGGUGUACCUGUUGGUACUUUUGCAGUGGUGUGUGUGUGUGUCAUACGCAACAUGUAAUGAUUCGGAUUUGGUUGACUCAGAUAAAAUGUUGGGUACAUUGCGAAACGAGGCGAAUGGGUAUAUAGUGGAAGGCAGGGUUUGUAUGGCCGAGAUGGCGGAGAGGGUAAGAAUGUGCAAUGAAAGUGAAGUAAAUGCCACGCGUAUUGCAGAAGAGGCGGCCAACAGUGUCAAUGAAGUUGGGGUGUUGGUGGUUGGGGGUGGUGACACGACGUCCGGUGAAGUUAUAACAAAAGAAAAAAUUGACGAUCUGGAAGUAAAGGUAAAACUGGCUGAGAAAAAUGUACAAGAGACAUGGAAGGCCGUCGAAGAAUCAGCAAAGUUAAUGCACCUUACGGAUCUCGCGAAGUGGUCUUGUUUUGCUUCACUUGGUAAUUUGCGCGCGACGGUAGGUCGGAUCAACGACAGUCGGGUGUAUUUUGAUUACGUAAUGGGAAGUGGCCCAGGUGAGUGUGUGACGGAGGAAAGAGAGCAACUCAAGAAGGAUUUGAAGAACAUAACCGAUGAGUUGUCCUUAAUGGAAGUAAAAAUGAAAUGGGGGUUUCGGGACGCCGUCGACGUCAAGAAAACGGCCGUAGAAGGGAUGAACGCUGCCAAGAAAGUAAUGAGUGACACGGUUACGAAAUAUAAUGAGAUUCUUGUGAAGAUGACGGAGAAACUCGCGAAGAAGUCACAGGAUGGGGAAGAUAUGAAAAAACUUUCUGACAUCCAGGAAGCAGUUAACACAAGCAAGAAAUCGUUGGACACAAUUGUGAAUCAAAGCGAGGCGAGCACCAAGUCGAGAAGGUUGCUGAGUGAUGUGUCGGUCAAGGUAGUUAAUGAAACAAGGGGAAGCGAAAGUGUAACGUUCUUGCAGCUAAUAAGAGAGUCGCCAAACGAUCCCCUGGAGAACUUAAAGGAAAGGGCUUCGGCGGAAUUGAAGGUUAAACUAAGGAAUGCAGAAAAAGAGGAAACUGAGCGUAUAAAACGGGUGAAGCAGGCCGAAGCAGAAAGAAUCAGAUUGGCGAAGGAGAGGGAGGAAAGAGAGAGGGCUAGGGCGCUGGAUCGGGAAAAGAGGUUGGCGAAGGAGAAGCAGGAAAGAGAGAGGGCCGAGGCAGAGAAACUGGACGAAGAAGAAAAAAGAAGAGAACAGGAGAAGGCCGAAUCGGAGAGACGGGUCAAAGAAGAAGAGACAAAACGGGAGAGACUUGCCGAAGAUGUGAAGGCAAGAAAGGAAAAGGAAGAAAAACUGGCGAAAAGAGCAAAAGGGCGCAAGGACGGCAGUAACGGUCCCACGUUGGAUCCCUGUCCUCUGCUGCUUCUUCUGAUGUGUGUGCUGGGCUGCACUUUCGUUUGCUAG
Molecule: messenger RNA, 1419 nt
Organism: Trypanosoma theileri
Lineage: Eukaryota; Euglenozoa; Kinetoplastea; Trypanosomatida; Trypanosomatidae
Exons: 1
Coding region: 1-1419 (472 amino acids)
Source: RefSeq, a predicted model, not a curated record